Aspergillus calidoustus is the source of this 2682-nucleotide messenger RNA. Lineage: Eukaryota; Fungi; Ascomycota; Eurotiomycetes; Eurotiales; Aspergillaceae. The record is from the annotation of a GenBank genome assembly.
AUGACGAACCCACGCAUCGUUGACGUGCGAUUCGAGCAUUAUCCCACCGGAAAGCGAGUGCUGGGUGUCCACGAUUCCAAACCACGCAUCUCAUGGCGCUUCGUCGAUGUCGAAUCGAACUUCGAACAAACAGACUACGAAAUCGAGGUAUCCCGCGGCAGCCCCUCAAGCAAAAUCACCGUCGACGUUAUCCACGUGUCGUCGAGUGAAUCGCACCUUGUCCCCUGGCCCAAACCGGAUUACCCACUUGCCUCUCGUGAGAAAUGUUCAGUGCGAGUGCGUGCCUGGGGAAAAGAGCAACCCGACCCACUCCCCUGGAGCGACGCGGCUGAGAUCGAAGCCGGACUUCUACAACGCAACGACUGGACGGGAAGACUUAUCUCUGCACCUUGGUCAGGCGAGAAUCUCGACAAGCCCCAACCCGAGGACCUACUUCGGAAGGAGUUCACCUUGUGCAGCAAACCGGUCUCCGCCCGUCUGUACAUCACCGCGCUCGGAGUCUACGAGGCCGAGAUCAACGGGAAGCGAGUCGGUGACCACUUCAUGGCCCCUGGUUGGACGUCGUACCACGGUCAGUUGCACUAUCAGACCUUUGAUGUGACGGACCUGCUCGACUCCGAUGCGAAUUGCCUAGGGGUUCGCGUGGCCGAGGGGUGGUACAAGGGGCGGAUUGGAUUUGGGUUUGUUCGCAACUUCUAUGGUUCUCGCACGGCGGUUCUCGCGCAGCUUGAUGUUACAUACGAGGAUGGACAGACGUUUACGCUUGGGACUGAUGGUACAUGGACGGCAUAUCGCGGGCCUAUUCAAAAGGCAGAGAUAUACGACGGAGAGGUCUACGAUGCUCGUGAGCAUAUUGAGGGCUGGUCUAGCACUGGUACAAAGGGGCUGGAGAACUGGAAACCAGUCGACCUUCUUUCGUCACUCCCGGCUGAACUACGGCUUGUCGCUGGCUCGAAGCCACCGGUUAGGCGACUAGAGACCGUUAAACCGCGACAGGUCAUUGAAACCCCUUCGGGUAAAGUAGUUCUAGACUUUGGGCAGAAUCUCGUUGGCCACCUUUGCAUUGUCAAGCAAAUUCGGGCUCAAGCCGGCCAUAGAAUCACUUUCCAGCAUGCUGAAGUACUCGAGGAUGGUGAACUCGGUCUACGGCCGCUUCGAGCUUGUAAGGCACAGGAUACAUACAUCUUCAGAGGAGAUGUCCAAGGCGAGACCUAUCAGCCACGAUUUACUUUUCAUGGUUUCAGAUACGCGCAGGUUGAUGGUUGGCCUUCGAGCGAGGACAUCCUUACGUCAAUCGAAGCAGUGGUCUGCAACUCGGAUAUGGAGGAAGCGGGCACUUUCCGAUGCUCCAACGACAAGGUUAACCAGCUGUUCUCCAACACAAAAUGGAGCAUGCGGGGAAACUUCUUCUCCCUACCCACAGACUGCCCACAGCGCGAUGAGCGACUAGGUUGGACUGGCGAUCUUGCCUUGUUUGCUCCUACUGCAACCUUGAUUUACCAGUGCUUCGGUGUUCUUCAGGACUGGCUACGGGAUGUAGCCUUCGACCAGCGGCAGCGAGGUGGAGUUCCACCUAUGGUGUCUCCCAAUUGUCUUGCAGGGAUACAGACUUGGGGAGAUGUUUGGCCAUGUGCAGUAUGGCACGACGUGGCAGUGCUGGCUCCGUGGGCACUGUGGGAGGAGACCAAGGAUAUCGCAAUCCUGGAGCAGCAGUAUGAGUCCAUGGAAUCGUGGUUGAAGGUAAUCCCACGAAAUAAAGACCGACUAACCCACCUUUGGGAUUUAACGGCGGAACAACUUGGUGACUGGCUUGACCCCAACGCCCCGCCCGAUGACCCCCAGAAGGCUGUCACCGAUCCGAUUCUCGUGGCCAAUGCCUUCCUGUCUAGAUGCCUUAUAUUGAUGGCGCAAACCAGCACCAUCCUGGGACGCAAGGAAGAUGCUAGCUUCUUCGACUGCUGGUACACGAACGCCCGUAACGAGUUCGUCGAAGAAUACGUGAGCCCCAGCGGCCGCCUGGUAUCAGACAGCCAAACAGCCUACGCCCUGGCAAUCUGCUUUGACCUCCUCUCUCCAGAGCAAACAAUAAUCGCCGGGAACCGUCUCGCCGAGAUCGUCCACUCCAACAAACUAUGCAUUGGAACCGGGUUCGCAGGCACACCCUUUGUCUGCGAAGCCCUAGCACGAACAGGCCACACUAAUACAGCAUACGCAAUGCUCCUAAACGAAAAAUGCCCAUCCUGGCUCUACCCCAUUUCCAUGGGCGCUACAACCAUCUGGGAGCGAUGGGACAGCAUGCGGCCCGGUGGAUCCAUUAACCCUGGUGAAAUGACUUCAUUCAACCACUACGCGUUUGGAGCUGUCUCGAAGUUCCUUGUGGAACGCGUUGCUGGGCUGCAACGUGGUAGUCCUGGGUGGAGAACAUCGAGGGUAGAACCGUUGCUUGGGGGAGGGCUUACCUCGGCGAGUGCGAGUCAUGUUACCCCCUAUGGGGUUGUGUCUGUUUACUGGGUCCUUGAGGAGGAGAACAGAACUGGCGAUGGGAUAGCGAAGGGGAGGAAGUUUACGUUGGAUGUUGUGGUUCCGCCGACGACAACCAUGGAGGUGGUGCUUCCGUCACGCGGGGAUAAGACAGUUCAGGUCGUGGGUUCAGGGAAGUGGUCAUUCUCAUGUGUAGUAUGA